Molecule: messenger RNA, 2191 nt
Organism: Cannabis sativa
Lineage: Eukaryota; Viridiplantae; Streptophyta; Magnoliopsida; Rosales; Cannabaceae
Product: protein NONRESPONDING TO OXYLIPINS 2, mitochondrial
Exons: 2
Coding region: 126-419 (97 amino acids)
Source: RefSeq, a predicted model, not a curated record
AAAGGCAAAGCUACCAAAAACCCAAAACCCUUUGAACUCAUCUCUUUCCUUUGAGACUCAGAAUUGAGAUCUCGGCUGCUCCUUUCGUCUUCGUCUUCGUCUUCGUGUUCUUGUUUCAGACAGUAAUGGCCUCAGCCUGCAACCGAUUUGCCAACAGAGCAUCCUUUUCCUCCAUUAAAUCCGCCAUAAGAUCAACUCCUAUCAACCGCAAACCUCCUUCUUCUUCGCUCCCUACCUCAACUCCUCUUAACCGCUUCUCUCUGUCCAGGCCUCCGCCGCAACUGGGAUGCGUGCAGUCACUUUUGCCAUUCCACAGCGCCGUCGCGGCGGCCAGAUUGACGGCAUGUCUCAGCACAAACUCACGGAGCUGCCGUGCGCUCUCACAGGGUACACUCUGCUGCACCUAUCCCGGCCUCUAAUAUCACAUUUUUCUUUCUUUUAAAAUUGUGAGUGGAUACAAUACACAUACACACUUGCCCUAUGCAUAUCCUUGUUUUGUUCCUUCUAAACAUUAUUCCUUUAACUUGUUUUUCAACCCUUUUCUUUUAAAAAAUUAUGUUACAAUCAACUUAUUCAAAACCCUUCAUUUAUGUUUAGAAUUGAAGAAGAAAAAAGGAAAUUGGGUAUUAAUUCCAAUUCUAAAGAUAGUAUCUUUAGUGAAGCAAGUAUAUGUUAUAAUAAAAAUAUGAAAAACAAAAUAUUUAUGCUUGAAAUUAAAGAAGAAAAGAGGGUAUUUGGGUCGUAAACUUGGGUAGUAGUUAGUUCCAAUUCUAGGUGUGUUCAAGCACGUAUAUAUUAGUAAAGACUCUUUCUUCAACUCUUGUUCACCCCCAAAAUCCUAAUCUUUUUAGAGCUUAGUGGGACUCUGUAUAUUUUCAACAACCUUAUUUUUUGAGUUUAGCAUAAGUUAAGGCAGUGAUACAAGGAUAAAUGUGUAUUCUAUCUGACUGGAUUAUUUGUUCCUGCAGGCACAUAAUACCUAUAGGCCUUAAAGAUAAAAAUUGGGAUUUUACCAGACUUGCUAGAAAUGUCCCACUGCAUCAUUAUCAAGUAUGAAUCAAUGAUUUUUCCCUUAGAAACCUUAGAAUUAGUUAACUCAUAUUAGUUUGGAAAUUUAUUUUCUUUCCUUCCUCUUCAUUUUUUUUAAAUAAUUAUUUGCUGUACUGGCACUUGCAUUAUGUGCAUGACCUGCUUUUGAUUUUGCUUUUCAUGUGCUUUAUUUUCCUCCUUUCUAUUCUUAACGUUAUGAAGUGUACUUUUUCAACAUUGCCCCCUAUUAGUUUUCAUGAGAUGACUAUUAAAACUCCAAAAAAAUUAGUAUAGGAUAGUAUUAGAUACCAGGAGGGUUCUUAUAUUCUGCUCAUUGAGGUUGUUGCUUGCUAGAAAGUUUUUUCCUACUAUCAUUUUGAUAAUAAGUGAAGACACAUACUAGUUAGAGCAAGUUUUAAGCUGAUGCGAGCAAGGUGAAUCAAAUGUAGGAGUAAACAAACUCAUACAUCUGCUACAAAAUUUUUGGCUUAUAUUUUGCACUUAAAGAGUGAUUAGAGUACACCCUGAUAACAUAGUUGCUCCUUUUCCCCAGAUGCAAUUGAUGGCACGUGAGACAUGUGUGCUCUGUUUGGAGGUGGGCACUGUCAUCUAUGCUUCAUUCAUAAUAUGUCUCUUGUCUUCCUUGCUAGUGGAGUCCGUGUCUAACUAUCUAGUGAAAACCAGUCAAUUGCUGUAGAGGACAGGGUUUAUUUUUCCCAAAAAAAUGUAACAUGGAAAAGUUAACAAGAUUUUAAGUUUUUUUUUUCUUUCUAAAUUCAUAUGGAUGUAUUAUCCUAUUGAGAUUGAUUCAUGAACUUUGCAAUGUGCAUAAUGCUGCAUGAUAUGAUAUAACAGUGUUUGUUUUAAUUCUUGUGCUCUGACUAAAAUCAUUCUGUAUUGAUUCAGAGCUUGGUUUGUCGGUUCCAAGGUGACUUGCGUGAAGAAGAAUCAUUAUUAACUUGAAGAAGCUAUUUUGAUGAACUGGAACAAAAGAUUCUUAUACUUUUUGGCUUAUUAAAACUCCCAGCUCUGUUUACUAUGUAGCUACAAUGAUUCCAACUCAAAAUUCAUCCAACACAUGAUAUUGUGAUUGAGAAAUAAUGUUUCAGUUUGUCCUGUUCAAUUUUUUACCAAUUGAAAAAACAGUAUUUCUUUUCUUUGA